CAAGUUCUCCAGCUCCGGUCUCCACUUCCCAGAGUAUGUUCUGGCUGAUCCAGUCUCUCCCACUUGUCUUCUGCCUUGGCUCAGGGAAUACAGUUUCACAAAGCAGGUCAACCCCAAUGGUUGUAAAUGGAGUUGUAGGAGAGUCAGUAACUCUUCCCCUAGAUUUUCCAGAAGAAGACAUCAAGGUGGUCGUCUGGCUUCGCAAUACUACAGUUAUCACUAUCCACAUGCCUCCUGGAAGCACAAAGAUCCUGAAUCCCAAUUUCAAAUGUAAAGAGGAACUGAACUUCACCCAGUCCUGUUCCUUACAUUUCUGCAACCUGACGAAGGCAGACUCAGGACCUUACCAGGCCCAGAUAAACUCAAACACCUUUUUCCAUUAUGUUCUAAGAGUCUUUGAACGACUGCACAAUUUACAAGUGUCCCACCAUGUUCACCUGUCUGGGAAUGGACUCUGUGAGAUCAACCUGACUUGCUCUGUGGAGAACCCAAAUGAGGCUGUCUCAUUUGGGUGGCAGGUCUCAGAAACUACCUCUCUAAGUGAACCAAACCUCACUGUCUUCUGGGAUCCCGAGAAUUCCAGUGAUGAGAGCUACAUGUGCAUAGCAGAGAACCCUGUCAGCAAUUUAUCUUGCCCAGUCUCUGCCAAGAGUCUCUGCAAAGAUAUUUUAACUAAAGAAAAUCUAUACUGGAAUGAUCUACUCUGGAUUAUAAUCUGUGGGAUACUUAUAAUCAUCAUUGUGUUGAUACUUGCUUGCAGGAAAAGAACAGGAAGAGCCAGGCUUGGAACAACUGCCUCUUUGGGGAGGGAAAAUGCUCUGGGAAAGACGCAGAGCUGGGGGAGGAGUCCCAGAGUGCUGUUGCUAAUGAUGCCUUUUAUGUUCACAGCAGAGACAUCAGAGGACAUAGAGCUUGCUUCCAUCUCUCCAGGGAGCACUGUGUAUGCGCAGGUCACUCAUCCAUACCGGGAAAUGGAAAUCCUAACACAUAUAAAAAGCAGUGAUUCUGUUACAAUCUAUUCCACAAUUAAUCAUUCCAAACAGAAUAAGCCCACUUCUCCCAGAGCAACUGCACUUUAACACCAUCAAGUUGCAGAUAAGCUUCAAAGAAAUUUAGGAAUGAUGGGUCUCCUGAUACCAUGGAAGACAAAAAAAAAAGAAGAAGAAGAAGAAGAAACUUGGUUUUUUGCCUAAUAACAGAAUCUGAAUCCCAGGCAGGAUCACCACAUCCAGUCUUCAGUCUUGAGCCUGUUUACUAGGCCAAACACUUAAGGAGUAACAUCACCUCCAGGAUAUGAACCAAGUAAUGAUUUCCAGUUGACUCCAGGACAACGC
Molecule: messenger RNA, 1334 nt
Organism: Fukomys damarensis (Damara mole-rat)
Lineage: Eukaryota; Metazoa; Chordata; Mammalia; Rodentia; Bathyergidae
Gene: Slamf6
Product: SLAM family member 6
Exons: 7
Coding region: 36-1079 (347 amino acids)
Biological process (GO): positive regulation of type II interferon production; T-helper 17 cell lineage commitment; T cell activation
Cellular component (GO): external side of plasma membrane
Source: RefSeq, a predicted model, not a curated record